AUGUUGAGACUGCGCCUGACCUGCCUUUCAUUGCUUUGCUUCAGAUGUUGCUGCAUGCCGCUGGAGGGAUCUGCGCAAUGUCCAUGUAUCAAUGUGACCGAAGCUUCAUAUGGUUUUGGCUGCCGUGAUCACGAUUCGGAUGGCAUGGUAAAUAGUGAGUGCAAUAGCACCUCUGCCCCUGGCUGGUGUGAUGACCACUGGUGCUACGUUGACCCAGCCAACUGCUACGCUACGAACAAGCCCUCGAGCCGGUUAGAUGCGCAUUGGUCGUAUACCACAUGUGGCUAUCGAGAUCUAUUUUCCCUGUCCAACAUCACGGAAAGUAUCCGUGGCAAGGUUUUGAAGGUGGUCUUUAUCGGGAACACGGGAGGUUGGAAAGGAAACUAUUGCACCAGAGGUCAACUUUGCUUAAACCGAGGUACUGGCCCCACGCAGCGUGCCUUCGACUUGCUGACGGCUUCCGCGGGUUUUCAGACGCAACAGCUGCAGGAGAUCCCACUGGCGGCGCUCGAGCAGAUGCAACGAGUGAAACCAGGCGGUUCCACCUUUGAUCUUUGCACGUGGGCCACGGGAAUGGGUUUGUUGGACGUUUGUGUUUGUUCGAUGCUCAUGGUUCCACGCCGCACAGAUGCCAGCCACUUUGUGACGCUGUGGACCGAACCGACGGUGCUUGUGGGGCCUGUGGUGCAAGCAAAGCCUUCCACGGAUUUCGGGUCCAUGAUUGGAGCAGCCUUCCGACCCUUCAGCCCCAUGCUGUGGCUCACGGUGCUUUGUGUUACUGUGGUGCUGUCGUCGACGAUCAUUAUCUUUGAACGGCAAGAACAUGGACAAUUCAACCAGUCCGAGCUCGGGGAAUCUCUGGGAGACGGCCUUUACCAAGCCUGGCUCGGACUGGUGACGUUUCAGGUGUGCUUUGAUCCCAAGACCGUGGGAGGUCGGAUCGUUUCCUUGGGACUGCAAUUUCUAUUCAUUCUGCUGGUGUGCGGCUACACAGCAAGUCUGGCAUCCUUUUUGGUCGUCGAAGGUCGAUUAGGAUCUCCAGUUUCCAACUUGAACGAUGUGAUCCGACUCAACUACAAGGUUUGCGCACAUCGAAGUGAUGCAGAACAAGUCCUUCUGAACGGUGUGUUGGCGCAGAACAUCGUGGUGUUGCAAUCCCGCGCCGAUGUCUUGCCCUCGGUGAGUUCCAGCUGUCAAGUGGCCGUGCUGCGGCAAGAGGACUUCGAAGCUUCACAGGCAGUGAAUGCAGGCAGUUUCUGCGAUCUGCAAAAGAUUGGAGAGCCUUUGUUUGCGAGUGUCAUUGGUAUGGCAGUCUCUGAGAGAUGGGUGCGGCCACUGAACUAUGCCUUCACCUCCUUAGCUGGUGAGGGAGAGGCCACGGCGGAGCCAUUGGCGCUGAAUGUGGAUGGCAUGGCGGGACCCUUCGUGCUCACGGGGUUGGUGUCCUGUUUCGGCCUCAUGGCACAUCUGUCCAAAGCGCACCUGGACCGGCGACGGGUCCGACGGCUGCGGCUUCAGGGCGCGGGCUUGGCAGUGGCGCAGCUGGACGGGCCGGUGAAGGAAGAGGCAGAUGAUAUGGAUCUGGUGGAGGAAGUGCCUAUUUCAGUUGAUGUCAACGCGAUAAAGCAAAGGGAUGUAAGUGGUGCGAAAUGA
Molecule: messenger RNA, 1653 nt
Organism: Cladocopium goreaui
Lineage: Eukaryota; Dinophyceae; Suessiales; Symbiodiniaceae
Source: the annotation of a GenBank genome assembly